Musa acuminata AAA Group (dessert banana) is the source of this 1412-nucleotide messenger RNA. Its product is annotated as expansin-like A2. The transcript is spliced from 5 exons. The coding region runs from base 514 to 1314 and encodes 266 amino acids. Gene Ontology annotation, biological process: sexual reproduction. NCBI's taxonomy places the organism in Eukaryota, Viridiplantae, Streptophyta, Magnoliopsida, Zingiberales, Musaceae. Gene Ontology annotation, cellular component: extracellular region. The record is from RefSeq and is a predicted model, not a curated record.
AAGAAAGGCAAGAAGACGGUAGGCAGGUGGGAGAAGCGAAUGCUGUACGAUUCGACGCAUACUUCGGUGAAGUGCACAUGGUGGGAAGCUUGUGAGCAACAACACAGCCGCAUGGCUUCUCCGAUUCGCACAUCCCUUGUUCUCAUCACCUCGACUCAUUGCCCACCUCAUCCAGCCUGCGUUCCGCUGCCCUUAUCCCCCAAAACCUGCAGCCGACCAUGCUAUUACCCUGUGCCAACUCAAGCUCAAUUCUGUGGAGUUGGGUGCCUUGGCCAUUUACUUUUGUAGCCUACCUGUUGGCCUCCACUCGUUUCUUUUCCCCCACCUUUUGGUGCCCUCCUUGCUGUUAUUCUAAUGUAUUGUCAGUGUACAGAGGACCCUUUUUGACCCACUGCCCAGUGACCACUACAGAAGGAAGAAGCAUCACCUCUAUAUAUCAGCCGGAAGUGGCUUCCGGUUUCCACCCACUUAUCUCUCUCUCUCUCUCUCUCUCUCUCUCAUCCCAAUCCACACAUGGGUGGUGGCAGUAGUGAAGCUUUCUUCACAUUCCUUGUCUUCCUCGCGAUGUCUUCAGCUGCGGCUUGUGAUAGGUGUGUGCAUCAGUCUAAGGCAGCCUAUUUCUCCUCCUCUUCUGCUCUCUCUGCUGGGGCUUGUGGAUAUGGUUCCAUGGCUCUGGGCUUCGAUGGAGGCUAUGUCGCAGCUGGGAGCUCCGCCAUUCACAGAGGGGGUGUUGGCUGUGGAGCAUGCUUCCAGAUCAGAUGCAAGAACACAUCACUCUGCAGCACCGGAGGAGUGAAGGUGAUCCUGACAGACCUCAACAAGAGCAACACCACCGAUUUCGUGCUCAGCGGCCCUGCUUUCACGGCCAUGGCACGAAAUGGCAAGCUCCAAGAGCUCAAGAAACUUGGCAUCUUGGAUGUGGAGUACAAGAGGAUUCCCUGUGAGUACAAGAACCACAACCUAUCGAUCAGGGUGGAAGAGAAGAGCAAAAGUCCCAACUAUUUGGCCAUCAAGUUCAUGUACCAGGGCGGUCAGACUGACAUAGUGGCAGUGGAUGUCGCUCAGGUCGGGUCAACGAACUGGCGGUUCAUGAGCCGGGACUACGGUCCGGUCUGGAGCACGAGCCGGGCGCCGGCCGGACCGCUGCAGCUCCGGGUUGUGGUGACGGGCGGCUACGACGGCAAGUGGGUGUGGGCGCCGAAGCCGGUCCUGCCGGCCGAGUGGAGAACCGGGUCGAUCUACGACAUGGGUGUUCAGAUCACCGACGUCGCCCAGGAAGGCUGCUUCCCUUGUGAUCCACAAGACUGGAACUGAUACUAGAAUCCCGUCCCUUUCUUCUUCUUCUUCUUCAUCUUCUUCUUGAUUCACGGAUACUAACCUAAAGGAGAUUGCAAUGCUUGUUUCCUUAUACA